Molecule: messenger RNA, 1695 nt
Organism: Aspergillus clavatus NRRL 1
Lineage: Eukaryota; Fungi; Ascomycota; Eurotiomycetes; Eurotiales; Aspergillaceae
Product: chaperonin-containing T-complex subunit CCT7
Exons: 6
Coding region: 1-1695 (564 amino acids)
Biological process (GO): protein folding
Cellular component (GO): chaperonin-containing T-complex
Molecular function (GO): ATP hydrolysis activity; ATP binding; ATP-dependent protein folding chaperone
Source: RefSeq, a predicted model, not a curated record
AUGGCCUUCGCUGGCCAAGCACCCACCAUCAUUGUGCUGAAGGAGGGCACGGAUACUUCUCAAGGAAAGGGCCAGAUUCUCUCCAACAUCAAUGCUUGUGUCGCUGUGCAAUCCACGAUCAAGAGCACUCUCGGACCGUAUGGAGGAGAUCUGUUGCUCGUUGACAGCAAUGGCAAGCAGACGAUCACCAACGAUGGAGCGACAGUAAUGAAACUCCUGGAUAUCGUGCACCCCGCCGCCCGCAUUCUCACCGAUAUUGCGCGAUCCCAAGACGCCGAAGUUGGCGAUGGAACAACAUCGGUCGUCGUCUUGGCUGGCGAGAUCCUGAAGGAGGUUCGGGACCUUGUGGAGCAGGGCGUCAGUGCACAGACUAUCAUCAAGGGUUUACGGAAAUCGAGCGCCGUCGCCGUCAACAAGGUGAAGGAGAUUGCUGUGGAUGUGAUCGAUUCGGCAGGUAGUGAGGAGAAAAAGAUUGAGAUGCUGCGCAGGCUAGCCGCCACCGCUAUGAACAGCAAGCUGAUUAAGCGCAACUCGGACUUCUUUACCAAGAUGGUGGUGGAUGCCGUGCUCUCUCUGGACCAGGAUGAUCUCAACGAGAGAUUGAUUGGUAUCAAGAAGGUCACGGGUGGUGGUCUCCAGGAUUCGCUUUUCGUCAAUGGUGUCGCCUUCAAGAAGACUUUCUCCUACGCCGGUUUCGAGCAGCAGCCCAAGUCCUUCAAGGACCCCAAGAUUGUGUGCUUGAAUGUGGAGCUGGAACUGAAGAGUGAGAAGGACAACGCCGAGGUCCGGGUUGAGCAAGUUUCCGAGUACCAGGCCAUCGUCGAUGCAGAGUGGCAGAUCAUCUACAACAAGCUGGAGGCGAUCUACAAGACUGGCGCCAAGGUUGUCCUGAGCAAGCUGCCUAUCGGUGAUUUGGCUACACAGUACUUUGCUGACCGCGACAUCUUCUGCGCGGGUCGUGUUGCCUCUGACGAUAUGGACCGGGUUUGCCAGGCGACCGGUGCGGCGACGCAGUCGACUUGCAGCGACAUCCAGGACCGUCACUUGGGUACGUGUGGCUCGUUCGAGGAGCGCCAGAUCGGUGGUGAACGUUACAAUAUCUUCUCCGAGUGCCCUGCGGCCAAGACCUGCACACUGGUGCUGCGUGGUGGAGCCGAACAAUUCAUUGCUGAGGUCGAGCGGAGUCUGCACGAUGCCAUCAUGAUCGUCAAGCGUGCUCUGCGCCAUACGACCAUUGUCGCUGGUGGUGGUGCCUGCGAGAUGGCUGUCUCGGGCUACCUGCACGACUUCGCCCAGAACGAUCGCUCUAAGCAGCAGGCUGUCAUCCGGGCGUUUGCCAAGGCUCUGGAAGUGAUCCCCCGUCAACUCUGCGACAACGCCGGUUUCGAUUCCAUUGAUAUCCUGAACCGCCUGCGUGUGGAGCAUCGCAAACAUAAGAUCUGGACUGGUGUCGACUUUGACAACGAGGGAGUCCGCGACAACAUGGCUGCCUUUGUCUGGGAGCCCAGCCUGGUCAAGGUCAAUGCCAUGCAGGCUGCUGUUGAAGCUGCCUGCUUGAUUCUGAGUGUCGACGAGACAAUAAAGAACGAAGAGUCUGCUCAGGCCCAGGCGCCUGCACGCGGUCUUCCUCCGGGUGCUGCCCAGCGGGCUCUUGGAGCCGGACGGGGACGGGGCAUGCCUCGCCGGGGACGGUAG